GGGUCGCAACAGAGUGCACGAGCACGUCAGCCGGACGCAAGCUCCAUACGAAACUUCCGCGGAUUUGGACGAAGCUACACUCAGACGUGGACAACUAAAAUAAAUUAGUUUUUCAUCUUGGUGUCCUCUUAAGAUUAUGUGUUGUUUCACCGUGCACCGAACCAACCCUUGUUUAAUAAAGUAACUUUUUACAAUAAGCUUGUAAGUCAAUUAUGGGUACCCUAUUAGCGAUACUUCUGGUUUUUGUCGGUUGCUGCACUAAUGUUGUGUUUCUGGAACUACUUGUAAGAGAUUUUCCAGGAUGUGGGAACAUCGUGACCUUUGCCCAGUUUGCAUUCAUUGCAUUGGAGGGGUUCAUUUUCGAGAGCAACUUUGGGAGGAAGAAAUCCACAAUCCCGAUGCGAAAUUAUGUGAUCAUGGUUACCAUGUUCUUCACAGUCAGUGUGAUCAACAACUAUGCCCUUAACUUUAACAUUGCAAUGCCAUUGCACAUGAUUUUUAGAUCCGGAUCUUUAAUAGCAAACAUGAUCCUUGGAAUUAUCAUUCUCAAAAAAAGGUAUUCAGCAAGCAAAUACAUGUCAGUCGCACUCAUCUCUGCCGGGAUCUUUAUAUGCACCAUAAUGUCUGCUAAACAAGUGAAUGUAGCAAAUAAUCCUUCCGAUGAAGAAAGUGUCCACACCUUCAUACACUGGCUGAUAGGGAUUGCCAUGUUGACGUUUGCUCUACUGAUGUCUGCCAGGAUGGGCAUCUUCCAAGAGACUUUAUACAAACAAUACGGCAAGCACUCCAAAGAGGCCCUUUUUUAUAAUCACUGCUUGCCGUUACCCGGGUUCCUGCUUCUCUCUUCGGACAUCUAUAACCACUGCAUACACUUCAACCAGAGCACUCCUGCAGAGAUCCCUGGGAUGGGGCUUACUGUACCUGUGAUGUGGCUAUACCUCCUGAUUAAUGUCAUCACCCAAUACGUGUGCAUCCGCGGCGUGUUCAUCCUGACCACGGAGUGCGCGUCGCUGACCGUCACCCUGGUGGUGACCCUCAGGAAGUUCCUCAGCCUCAUCGUCUCCGUGUGGUACUUCCAGAACCCCUUCACGGUCUGGCACUGGGUGGGCACGGCGGUGGUCUUCCUGGGAACACUGCUGUACACGGAGGUGUGGACCAGCGUGCGGGCGGCCCUACGGAGGGCUGACGUCAAGGGGGUGGAGGCGAAGAGGCAGUGAUCAGGCAGCAGGGGACUGGUCGUCGCUGACCUGCGCUGUCAUGUCCGGAGAUUUGGGAAACCAGAUACAUUUUUUUGGAGAUUUUUGUCUUUUUUUGUUUGGGUUGUUCCAUCAUUGGUUUUGGAUUUUAGCUUUAUUGCACAAUUCUAUUAUUGAUUUGUAGCUACAAUACCUCACCAGCACUCUGUUUACAAAUGUGCCAAUUCUUAUUUUGGUUCUUCCUCAUUUGCUUGUUGACAGUUGGUUUCUUUUGUUGUGGUAAUAUUUAUUUGGAUACCUGACUUUUGAAUGACACUAUUGCGAGACUCUGAGAUUUGUUUUGUAUGAGCAAGCCCUCGUCUUUACAAUUGGUAUCAGAUUAACUGCCAAUAUAGCUCCUAUCGUGUCUUCUCUUUGUAGAUAGAGGAGGCUGCUGGAAGGAAAAAGGCACACUGUAACGUGCUAACAUUUAGUCAUGGUCAUCUGUUGUGUCUCAGAGGUAUAAGACCAUACUAAAUGCCACAAAGGUUAGGCCUUUUGUACAUGUGAAACCCUUGUAUUUGGAAUAGAAUAAAAAAAACAUGACAAUA
Molecule: messenger RNA, 1786 nt
Organism: Gadus macrocephalus (Pacific cod)
Lineage: Eukaryota; Metazoa; Chordata; Actinopteri; Gadiformes; Gadidae
Gene: slc35b4
Product: solute carrier family 35 member B4
Exons: 10
Coding region: 213-1217 (334 amino acids)
Biological process (GO): transmembrane transport
Cellular component (GO): Golgi membrane; endoplasmic reticulum membrane
Molecular function (GO): UDP-N-acetylglucosamine transmembrane transporter activity; UDP-xylose transmembrane transporter activity
Source: RefSeq, a predicted model, not a curated record